This is a messenger RNA of Dufourea novaeangliae, 2208 nucleotides long. RefSeq lists its product as uncharacterized. Bases 202 to 1998 code for a protein of 598 amino acids. Gene Ontology annotation, biological process: nucleoside metabolic process. The transcript is spliced from 12 exons. Lineage: Eukaryota; Metazoa; Arthropoda; Insecta; Hymenoptera; Halictidae. Gene Ontology annotation, molecular function: catalytic activity. The record is from RefSeq and is a predicted model, not a curated record.
GUCGCGAACAGUCGCGGACUGCGGUGGGACGUGGGACAAUAAAGAAGUCGGUUAAGAAGUUGUGCACCAGUCUGCACCAGUCUGCGAUUAUUCACCAUCGCAUUAGCCGAAGCUCGUGUUUUUAUCGCUAUUUCAGUGAUUUGCUAUAGUGAAGAAAGUUAUUUAAUAUAAGCAUAAAAUAUAAGAAAAACGACUUCCAAAAUGGGCGAUAAUAUCGCAGAACACAUUUUAAUGACUCCCAAAUAUAAGUCUGCGAAUUCAACAACGAUUAUGAUAGAAAGGCAAGCUGUAGAGCCACCAGCAGAAGAAGGAAAUGAAGAGAAUAUUCAUGUUGCUGGAGGAAAUCACAAAGGAAUAGUUAUUAACAAACAAGCUGCUGCUGUCCCACAUGGUGAAGAACGUCCAGCGCAACUUUGCUUGCAAUUCAGAGUGUUCUUAGUGAGUGCUCAGACUGGAAAACAUACGCAAGAAUCUAGAACUCUUCAGUUUUGGUUCAUAGAUACAGUUCCUCAGGCUGAACAUCCCACUGAAGCGCAAGACUUCUUCAGAGAAUUAGUCAGCCCUCAGGAGUUUCCACGAGAUUAUGUUGGAUUUAUUACAAAAAUAAUGAAGUUAAUGUUGCGCAGAUACCCUAGUAUCAAAAAGAUAGAAGUAGAAAUGACACAGUUACAGGAACCAGUCAAUCUUCCAGCUCGACCAUUAUCUACAGAUGAAACAGUCAUGGGUCAAGUUACUGAACUGUCAUUGGAAAAGGUGUUAGAGUUAAUUGAAUCUGCUUAUCCAAAUCCAGUCACAGUUAUUGACUUAGCAAAAGAACAUGGUUGGGAUCCUUCUGCUGUUGAAGCAAAAUUGAAAGAAUUGCAAAUGAAAGGUGUUGUAAAAGCAAUGGAACAUGGAGCUUUCACAAGAGUUAUACAUCAAGAUACUCAAAUUCAAGUGGUAAAACAAAUGCCGACAAUGGCAAGUGCAAAGCAACCGACGAUAGCUAUCAUUACAGCGCAGUAUUGUGAAAAACUGGCAGUUGAUUCAAUGAUUGAAAAUAAAGAAACGUUUGUUCGUUACACUACUGUUGGUACGGCAAGCUCAAAAGACGCAACAAGUGGAGUACCACGAGUGACAUGCCGUUUUGGGGAAUCGAAUGUUUAUACAUUAGGCAACAUUGGUGCACACAGAAUUGUAUGCACAAAACUGCCAACUGUAGGUCAUACCAGAGAAGCAAUGACUGCAGCAGGAAAUACAACUACUAGACUGUUAGGUACAUUCCAAAAAGUAGAUUUUGUUUUUUUAAUUGGUAUUGGAGGAGGUGUACCUCACUACACUGAUUAUAACAAACAUGUACGACUUGGCGAUGUAGUUAUUUCACAUCCUGCUCCUGUUAACAAAAAGUACAUUUAUGUGUAUUGUGAAAGUGCGAAAGGUCAUGAAGGUAGUAAUUACCAAUUUGAAACCAAAGAAUAUUGUCCCCCGAAUUUAUGUCUUCAAGAAAUAGCUGCUAAUCUUAAAGAACAGUUGAAGAAUAAAGCAGAUCUUCCAUGGCAAAUGUACCUGAAAGAAGGUUUAGAUAUUCUAAACAACCAAACAGAACAUGAUUUCAAAGCACCUCCACCAGAAUCUGACAAACUGUAUAUGGCUAUUGGUGACAGAGAUGUUAUUGAAGUAGCGCAUCCCACUGCAUCUACAGACGCGAUUAAUGAAAGAACGGAUGGUUGUCCCCGGAUACAUUUGGGACCAGUGGCAUCCGGUAGACAUAUUGCUCGUGACGAUCAACUCAGACAGGAAUUCGCAGCCCGUUUCGGAGCACUUGCAUUCGACUCUGAAAUGGACGCCGUGGUUGAAAGUAUUUUGGGUAACUGCCGUGAAAGUUUCGCUGUGAUUCGAGGUAUUUCUGAUUACAAAGAUGGUUCUCGUGGAAAAGAAUGGCAGGCGCAUGCAUCUUUGGCUGCUGCCAGUGUAAUGAAAUCUAUCAUUUGCGCCAUGGAUCCACCAACUAAUGUGUAAAAUCUAAUAUAAUAUUUUCGCAGUUUUCACUUUUGUAUACAAGAUGGACCAACUGUCCUUAUUAGUUGAAACCGAUCGUAGCAUACAUUUGCUCACAAGCUGCACAUCCAUUACUUAAUGAACAGUGUGAUUCAAUUCUUUUCAUUUUAUGUUUCAUGUUGCAUUUAAUGGGACACGAAUCAGUCAUUAUUUUACGAUCGACAAGAAAGU